CCCCGGAGGCGGCGCGAGUGCGGCCGGAGCGGGAAGGGCGACCUGGCCAGGAAGAAGAUUUACCCCACGAUCUGGUGGCUGUUCCGGGACGGGCUCCUCCCCGAUGCCACGCGCGUUGUCGGCUUCGCCCGCUCGCCCCUCACCGUGGAGCUCAUCCGGGAGCAGACCCUGCCCUACCUCAAGGUGACCUCUGAGGAUGGGCCCCGCCUGGCUGAAUUCCUGUCCCUGCAGAGCUUCGUGCGGGGUCAGUACGGGGAUGAGGCCUCGUUCCGGGCGCUGGACGCUCACCUGCGGGGGCUGCCCGGGGGAGACCGCGCCCACCGGCUCUUCUACCUGGCUCUGCCCCCCAGCGUGUACACACCUGUGACGCAGCACCUGAGGGCUCUGUGCAUGGGGCAGGGGUGGAACCGUGUGAUUGUGGAGAAGCCAUUCGGGCGGGACCUGGGCUCGUCGGAGGAGCUGUCGGCACACCUGAGCUCGCUGUUCUGCGAGGAGCAGAUCUACCGCAUGGACCACUACCUGGGCAAGGAGAUGGUGCAGAGCCUCAUGGUGCUGCGGUUUGGCAACCGCAUCUUCGGGCCCAUCUGGAACCGUGACAACAUCGCCUGCGUGGUGCUCACCUUCAAGGAGCCCUUUGGCACCGAGGGCCGUGGCGGCUACUUUGAUGACUUUGGCAUCAUCCGGGACGUGAUGCAGAACCACCUUCUGCAGCUGCUCUGCCUCGUGGCCAUGGAGAAGCCGGCGUCCACCAACCCUGAUGACGUCCGUGAUGAGAAGGUGAAGGUGCUCAAGUGCAUCAGCCCGGUGGAGCUGCAGGACGUGGUACUGGGCCAGUACGUGGGCAACCCCGAGGGCCCCCCUGAGGCACAGAAGGGCUACCUGGAUGAUCCCACGGUGCCCCCCGGCUCCACCACGCCUACCUUCGCCACCGCUGUGCUGCGCGUGGCCAACGAACGCUGGGAUGGUGUCCCGUUCGUGCUGCGCUGCGGGAAGGCGCUGAACGAGCGCAAGGCCGAGGUGCGGCUGCAGUUCCGGGAGGUGCCCGGGGACAUCUUUGCACGGCAGUGCAAGCGCAACGAGCUGGUGGUGCGGGUGCAGCCGUGCGAGGCCGUCUACGCCAAACUCAACACCAAGAAACCGGGCAUGUAUCUGCGGCCCGAGGAGUCCGAGCUCGAUCUCACCUAUGGCAGCCGCUACAAGGACGUGAAGCUGCCGGACGCCUACGAGCGGCUGCUGCUGGACGUCAUCUGUGGGAACCAAAUGCACUUUGUGCGCAGUGACGAGCUGCGCGAGGCCUGGCGCAUCUUCACCCCCCUCCUGCACCAGAUCGAGCAGCGCCGCGAGCCCCCCAUCCCCUACCCCUAUGGCAGGGGCCCCCCC
Messenger RNA from Ficedula albicollis (Collared flycatcher), 1380 nucleotides. It is a transcript of the gene G6PD, whose product is annotated as glucose-6-phosphate dehydrogenase. Gene Ontology annotation, biological process: pentose-phosphate shunt, oxidative branch; glucose metabolic process. NCBI's taxonomy places the organism in Eukaryota, Metazoa, Chordata, Aves, Passeriformes, Muscicapidae. The record is from RefSeq and is a predicted model, not a curated record. The annotation marks the transcript as partial. Gene Ontology annotation, cellular component: cytosol. The transcript has 11 exons. Gene Ontology annotation, molecular function: glucose-6-phosphate dehydrogenase activity; NADP binding.